This is a messenger RNA of Ctenocephalides felis (cat flea), 1608 nucleotides long. Its product is annotated as repressor of RNA polymerase III transcription MAF1 homolog. Bases 757 to 1464 code for a protein of 235 amino acids. The record is from RefSeq and is a predicted model, not a curated record. Gene Ontology annotation, cellular component: nucleus. Gene Ontology annotation, molecular function: RNA polymerase III core binding. Gene Ontology annotation, biological process: negative regulation of transcription by RNA polymerase III. Lineage: Eukaryota; Metazoa; Arthropoda; Insecta; Siphonaptera; Pulicidae. The transcript is spliced from 5 exons.
UCCUAAAUAAAAGUAUAACGGUGGUUUUUGAUUGAAUUAAUUGUAAAAUCAAUAAGAUAUAACGUUGUUAAAUAAGGUAAUCUGUGCUAGAAAUGUAUAUUUUGCUCCGGAGUCGAGAAAUAAUCUAAAGUUUUGCCGUUUGUCACCGAGACGCUAUUUCUGACAGUUACAUAUCAAUAAAAGUAUCAUAGCUUGUUCUGAUUCGUGAAAUUUACAAUAAUGUCUGAGUUAAUGUUAUGUUCUGAACACUGAUAAUUACUGUUUAGUGUUUUUCAAUAGAUUUUCUCAAAACUGUUCUACAGCAGUGGACUCACAAUUGUGCUAAAAGCAAGCCGAAUUCGGCUUUAAUAAAAAAGUGAAAAUUAUUGACCUUCCAUCCGAGAACGAUACUUUUCACAAUCAGUCAGACUUUCUGUAAUGUACCCAAAUAUCUUCCAAGAGCAACACACCAAAGAAAUAAGCUUCGUUCUCCCCGUUAACUUGUUACACUCAAAAAGAAAAGGAAUAUUUAUACACCCAAACACAAUGUUCAGAAAUAUGAGUUGCCCCCCUAAUUCACAACUUGCUGGUGCUAUAACGUCAAUACGCCAAAGAAAUUAAAUCUCAUAAAUCAGAAUCAAUAAAUUCAUAAAUCAUCAUAAUUGCAUCGUUUAACAAUUAUAACUAUUUACUUAAAUCAAAAACGAAAACAACAACUUUGUAAGCUUACACUAAUUUUAUUCAAAUCAAUCCUCGAAUUCUCAUCUAACCUUCACAAUGAAGCUUUUAGAAAGCACUCGCUUCGAAGCUAUCAAUAAUGCUCUUUCCAUAACAACUGGAGACAGCACGAUAUCAGGAAGAAUUGAAAGCUACAGCUGCAAACUCGCUGGAGGAGACAAAGCCAUGUAUAAGAGAUUUAGCUCGGAGCAGGGUAGCAGGGAACUGCAGGCUCUGUCGCCUCCGCAAACUCAGCUGGGAAUGUCUCCGGGACAGGGAUACUACAGAAAAAACCGUAGUUUGUCUGGUGACGAAGGCUUGCUUUGCGACACCAUCUCGAGCAAAACUCUGUUUUAUCUCAUCUCGACUUUGAAUGCUGCUUUUGCUCCUGACUAUGAUUUCUCUGAUGCCAAGAGCUACGAGUUCAGCAAAGAGCCAUCCCUGCAGUGGGUAAUGAACAGCAUUGACACCAAUUUGGCGGCCGUGGCGGGCGAGGCCUACCACACUCUGCGCAGUCACUUGUGGGCCGCCGUCGAGGAUGAGAUUAGCCUGGCCGAUUGCGAUAUCUACAGCUACAAUCCGGAUUUAGCUUCCGAUCCCUAUGGUGAACCGGGAUGCAUCUGGUCAUUCAAUUAUUUCUUAUAUAACAAAAAGCUUAAGAGGAUCGUGUUCUUCACUUGCCGAGCCAUCAAUCCGAUUUAUUCGAUCGAUUCUGGUUGCGGAAGCGACUUUGCGAUGGACGAAGACGAUGACGAUGAAAGUUAUUAAAUAACUGUAAAUAAAAAUGAAGAAAAUUAGGAAAAACUUGAUCUCUAUUCAUAUUAUUUUAACGUCCUCAAAAUUUUAGUUAUCGUUAUACCUUCGAUUACUUUUAACCCAAGAAAAACUAUUUUAAACUUUUUAUUUGUUGUU